Cetraspora pellucida is the source of this 129-nucleotide messenger RNA. The record is from the annotation of a GenBank genome assembly. Lineage: Eukaryota; Fungi; Glomeromycota; Glomeromycetes; Diversisporales; Gigasporaceae.
AAAUUAUUGCUGAACUAAAAGACACAAAAGAAGAAAGUUGGAACUUACAUAAAAUAAGAAUUCAAUCAAUUUUUCGAGCUUUUCGAUUACCUUGUACUCCAGAAACACAAAUAGAUAAACUUAACCAAC